This is a messenger RNA of Drosophila gunungcola (fruit fly), 2591 nucleotides long. RefSeq names its product DNA-binding protein D-ETS-6 (gene Ets21C). Gene Ontology annotation, molecular function: DNA-binding transcription factor activity, RNA polymerase II-specific; sequence-specific DNA binding. Bases 700 to 2184 code for a protein of 494 amino acids. The record is from RefSeq and is a predicted model, not a curated record. Gene Ontology annotation, biological process: regulation of transcription by RNA polymerase II; cell differentiation. NCBI's taxonomy places the organism in Eukaryota, Metazoa, Arthropoda, Insecta, Diptera, Drosophilidae. The transcript is spliced from 4 exons. Gene Ontology annotation, cellular component: nucleus.
CGAGUGGCCAAUUCGACCGGCAAACUGGUCUCCAGCACCAUAUACCCCCUCUCUUGCAGCUAAUUGAACAUGGGGCUGCCGAGAGACCGGGAGAGAGCGUAAAAGCUCUCGGCGCAGCCGUGACUUCGUCAUGGCUCUAUCACAUAGCGCCGGUGCUCCUCAUUUGUUCCUCACUCGCCAAUCCAAUAGGUUCGCACGCUCGAGCAAAGAUCGUCGAUCUAGAGUGAUCUACGGCGCUACUUUUGACCCUUUCGGUGGUUCUCUGUAAUCGGUCAAUAACGGUUAUUAAAAGUUUUUCCUAUCGCUAACUUUCCGCAAAAGAUUUCCGCGAUUUGCGGCACGUGCAAAGCCUACAGCUGACUCCACUUUUUGAGCCGGCAGGUGAAAUACCGUGGCCAGAGGUGAAUCAUCCAGUCAGCCGGAUCCACAUCCUAAUGCAAACCGUCGCCAAAAAUAAUAAAUGGGUCUACGACUUCCUAAGCCUUAAAGACCUUAAAGUGUAAUUACCAGAAAACGAGGACGCAUUUAUUUAAAAGCGAUAAGUUUAAAACUUUAUAUAAUAAAUAAAUUGAAUAAUUUUAAAAUGCUGAUUCAAGCAAAUUAUGACGAACCGAAGUGAAAAGAAAAAGCCAAAAAAGUCCUUUAGCUGAUAGUGUUUGUGUAACCAGCAGAAAUCAUUUGGAAUUAUCCUAAAAUUUAAUGGCCAUUCUGCAGAGUAGCCGACAAAGCCACAACCAAAUCCCACUCCACAUCCAGACGAUUCAUAGUGUUUGGUGCCAACAGAGGUCCAUUGAUGCCAUGCACCAGGAUGUCCGGCCAAAAAGCAUCGGAACCGGAAACGAGGCCCAACUGGAAGCGAAGGAGAAGAAAAUGGGGGCAGAUCCUGGAGCUGAAAAGGAGAGCUCUCCCAGCAGGAGAAGAAGGAGAAGGCGCUGCAGCAGCACUUCCACCAGUGACUCCAGUGGUUCCUCCGAUUCCUCAACAGGCUCCGAUACGGAUUCCUCCUCCAGCAGUAGCAGUAGUAGUAGUAGUAGAAGCAAAACCAACUUACCACCCGCCCUCAACUUGCAAGUGCCACUCCCACUGGCCACACCCACUGGUCACUCGCCCAACCCAUCUCCACCAUGUAGAAAGGACUCCGUCGAUUCCAAUCGCAGCAUCUCGCCGGUGGAAGUGCCUGUGGAUCCACACGCCUGGUCCUCCGAGGACAUUGCCAGCUGGGUGAAGUGGACAACGCGUAAAUUCAAACUGGAUCCAGAGCCGUUUAUCGACAGGUUCCCCAAGGACGCCCAGGAGCUGUGCGAGCUGACCCGCGCCGACUUCUGGGUCUGUGCAGGAUCGAGGCGUGGCGGCAUGCUCCUCUCCAAGCACUUUGCGCUAAGCCUAUACCACGCCACCGGACGGGAGACUAGUCCCAUGCUCAACGACGACGAUCCUGAUCCGUAUCAGCUGCUGAACGCUGCCUCGCACCGAUUGGUCGCCCAGGGCUCCGGGGGCCAAAUUCAGUUGUGGCAGUUUCUGCUGGAGCUGCUCGCCGAUUCGUCCAACGCCGCCGCCAUCAGCUGGGAGGGCCAAUCGGGCGAGUUCCGGCUCAUCGACCCGGACGAGGUGGCUCGCAGGUGGGGCGAGCGCAAGGCCAAGCCCAACAUGAACUACGACAAGCUGAGCAGGGCUCUCAGAUACUACUACGACAAGAAUAUAAUGACCAAGGUGCAUGGAAAGCGGUAUGCCUACAAGUUCGACUUCCACGGCCUGAUGGCCGCUUGCCAGGCUCAGGCGCAGGGAGGAGAUCCGGCCUCCGGUAUGCUGGGCUCCUACAACCACCACGGAGGUGGGGCGAUGCAGCUGGCCCGCCACCCGCCGCCGCCGCCGCCACUGCACCACCAUCAUCAGCACCACCAGCACUCGCACUCGCAUCCGCACCAGCACCACUUCCUGCAUCCGCACCACACGUCGCCCGCAUCCACUAGCUCCAGUCUGGGAUUCCCCUCGCCGUCGCCGGCCUCGUCGCAGCCAUCGCCUGGCCAGGCACCCGCCGCCUCCUCCUCAUCCGCAUCCGCAUCCACGUCGAAUUUUACUGCUCCAUUCCAAGGUGGGACUGCGGCCGGAGACCCAACCAGGACAUCCUCAUCGUCGACGGGGAACUACGACCAGGGCACUCCCACCACAAACGCAUUUAAUUGAGCCAGCAGAGCAACCCCAAUUUGUCGCCAGGGUUGUGAGUUCCGAAGGAUGCGGAUGCGCAUUGGACCACCCACUGCGCACUGAGAGCGUGGAGCCAACCAUCCACCACCCACUUCCAACCACCCAUCGAGGGUCAGACCUUUGGCCGUAAAAAGGUCAUUUCGCAUAAUUCCAGCUACUUUGGGUUAAUUGAGGAAUUGUGAUAACCUGGAGCAUCGCAGAGCAAUACUCGGAAACGAGAGCCAAUUUGUUACUUCGCCUGUUGUCCUUCGCUUCUAGUUGUAAGCACACAUUGGGCAGAGAUCCCUUAUUCCAAACGGGGUCUCACAUCAUUAAAUAAUUAUAAGUUCGCACAUAGAGUAAACAGUAUUUACUUAAUACAUGAAAACGUAAAUGCAAAUAUUAAA